Molecule: messenger RNA, 1095 nt
Organism: Lottia gigantea (owl limpet)
Lineage: Eukaryota; Metazoa; Mollusca; Gastropoda; Lottiidae
Exons: 3
Coding region: 1-1095 (364 amino acids)
Source: RefSeq, a predicted model, not a curated record
AUGAAGAUCUCGGAUAAUAGUUGGAAAACUGUUGUAAAUUGCGCACAGAAGUGGAUAAAUCUAGACGGAGAAAGACAAGAGUUGGCCGAACUGUAUAAAGAUGUUUUUCAAGGUAGUAAAGAUGAUGCAGCAAAGAUGUAUUGCUUUCAUACCAAGUGUUACAGCAAAUUUACAUACAAAGGUCAUAUUGAACGAGCUGUAAAACGUAAGAGAAAGUUAGAAGAAUCUGCACAGCCUGUAGGUAAAUCAGCGCCGUGUACUCCAUCACCUAAGAAACGUUUGCGUUCUCAUUGUCCUACUGCUCUAUUAAAAUCUGGUGGUUCGAGAGUUCUCCCUAAAGUGUGCAUCGUAUGUAAGAAGAAAGCAGGCUGUCUAAAGGAUAUUAUUGUGCUUCAGUCGAAAGGUCGCAAGCAUACACUGAAAUCCUUGUCACUCGGUUUAACGUUGCGUCACAUAACUGGUUCAAAAAAAGUUAUCGACCUUCUGAAUGGAUUUGGACACAGUUCGUCACAUAAGACUAUUGUGCGGUAUGACACAUCUUUAGCCCAAAUGCAAUUGAAUAAAGGGCCAGUUUUUGUUCCUGACUCUUUUUCUGAGAAAUUGAAUACCGUGCUGGUUUGGGACAAUAUUGAUUUUAGUGAGGAAACUACUUCAGGUCAUGGAACCACUCACCACACAAAUGGAAUAGCUAUCCAGUGUAGCUCUGACAUGGUUACAGAAGCUUUGGAGAGGCAGACUCUACCACGAAUUCCACGACCAUUUUCAAAAGCAGCCACACACAUAGUACCAUAUCAACCAAAAAGGAGAGAAGGUACACCGCCUUUUGAUAUUAGAAAAGAUGUUUUUGAGAAAAGUUUUUAUAUUUCAUAUCAUUACAUACAACAUCUUAAGGAUCUGGCAUUUGUGAUAAUGAGGUACACUGGGGAUACAGACUCUAACCUUCCUGGGUGGACUGGUUUCAACACUAAGUGCUUUCCAACAGAAUCCUUGGUUAAAACAAACAUUGCCUACCUUCCUAUGAUUGAAGCUUCCCCAAAGGAAAUGAACACUGUGGACACUAUAUUAUGUCGAAGUUCGGAAAUGGCUGAUAAAUGA